Messenger RNA from Caenorhabditis bovis, 1077 nucleotides. The record is from the annotation of a GenBank genome assembly. NCBI's taxonomy places the organism in Eukaryota, Metazoa, Nematoda, Chromadorea, Rhabditida, Rhabditidae.
AUGGAGAACAGCUAUACCGAAAAUCCUACGGCGUGGAAUGAAACAAUUCGCACCCAGCAGUCUCUUCAGCUUCCGCUUCAAAGGCCAACAGAAAAAGAGGAAAGCCUUACUCAGCUACAAGGAAUUACGGAUAUUAGUAAAUAUGUUGUAAAACCUGAUGAAACUACCACAUUGGAAAGACGAUCUGUCAUUGCCAACCCAGUGACUAUAGACUAUGCAACAAAUGCUCCGUACUUAUCAACCGCAGCUCCAUUGCAAUUUUCUACCGAUACUUCAAUUUUGCAAAGCUUCUCAAAUGGAUUUUAUCCGUACAACACCGCCUAUCUUCCUUAUGACAGAUAUUCGUCUGCGCCGUUCACUGUUCUUGUUCCUCCACAGACGUACCUUGAAUGCGUGAAAUGUUCUAUGAACAUUUUUCCUGGAUCUGAGAGACAAGUUGAAGGAGGUUACGUUUGCACUAGCUGUGCUAAAAAUCUAUAUGUACCGCCACAAGUGCAAUUUGAUAAUAGAGAGGUGAAGCCAGAGGUUGCUCAGAUUUAUCCAGACACCACUGCUGUAACUGCUGCUAACAUAUCUAGUAAACAAGCAAAAUCCAGCGGAGGAACAGCUAGCAGCAGCAGCGGAGUCGGUAGCAGUAAUAGUAACAGCGCGGUGAAAAAAAGCAAUUCGUCCAAUGGACAGCGUCGACAAGGUUUAGUGUGCUCAAACUGUCAAGGCACCAAUACUACACUUUGGCGGCGCAAUCAGGACGGCGAGCCGGUGUGCAAUGCGUGCGGUCUUUAUUACAAGUUGCAUAAUAUUCCACGGCCAGUGUCAAUGAAGAAAGAAGGACAAUUACAGACACGAAAAAGAAAAACCAAAAAUGGUGAAUUGCCACCUAGAAGAAAGAGCGAGAGAAGUGUUGCCUAUCGCUCUCGCGGUAGUAAUUCAGCAGCAACUGUAACAUCUACAAUGGAUAGUCAACCGACCUACGGUGUAUCUACAUAUUACCAGUCUACUUACAUUAAAGAUGCAGGCGCCAAUGCCGAAGAAGAAACUCGCGCUGCCGCCGGGGCUCUCGACCGAGAGGACGUUUAA